Messenger RNA from Mya arenaria, 1708 nucleotides. RefSeq lists its product as uncharacterized. NCBI's taxonomy places the organism in Eukaryota, Metazoa, Mollusca, Bivalvia, Myida, Myidae. The record is from RefSeq and is a predicted model, not a curated record. The transcript is spliced from 6 exons. The coding region runs from base 72 to 866 and encodes 264 amino acids.
CGGAAAAGAUGAUAGAAUCUUAACGGAGAAAUAAACUUCCUUGUUCUUUGUUGUUGAGCUGGUGAAGGAAUAUGCCCUCUUGUGCGUCUUGUUCCCGUCCCUGUGGACCCUGGUCUGCGUGUAGUGUUACCUGCGGAAUUGGGAACCGGGGAAGAACAAACGAUCGUGGAUGCAUGGACGUGGAUAUAUGCACCCAGCCGAUAUGCCCAGAAACAACAUCAUUGACGACCCAAGGAAUAUACAAAGGAUCAGACGGAAUAACUAGCACUGUAGCUUCAACGUCUGUCUACAAUUCAAGUGCAAAAGCGAGUUCGAAAGUCGCAGAAACAACAACAUUAACGACCCAAGAAAUAUACCGAGGAACAGACAUAACAAAAAGCACUGUAGCUUCAACACUUUUUGACACAUCAAGUGCAACAGAGCUCCUAAAGAUCGCAGAUGCCCGAGACACGGGAGAUGGCCUGUUACCAGUGAAGGUUGCUGUACCGGUCGGCGUGUGUCUAUUUGUUGCAGUUAUAUUGACAGUGUUUCUUCUAAAGCGACGAAGCCAUCGGAAGACGACAAAGGAUGGUGAAAACAUCGAUGCCCCGACCGAACUUAAAAAUAUUUCGGGUUGCGUCACUAUAACAAGGGAGGCUGAAGUCAAUGCUUCUGACGUCAUCGAUCCUGACAUCGAUAGAUCUUCAACAUAUGAUAUCAACCCUUUAUACGACUCUUCAAAUACUGAGAAUUACUAUAAUCAUGUGAGGAGAAAUGAAACAGACAUAUAUCCGGAAUAUACUUGCGUUGUUAAACGCAAGCAUGAAUCGAGCAAUCAAAACGAAUACACAAUUUUUAACGGUGGAGUGGGAAAUGAAAAAAACUAACCAAAUUUACAAUAAAGAUCACCUUCGACAAAAGGGCAUUCCCUGAAAUGUUCGAACAUUAUGUUUGAUGAUUCACUUCUGAUUAAGGAGUAACUAAAAUGCAAUGUGAAAUUCAUUUGACACGUUUGUUAUUGACAACCAGCUGAAAUAUCUUAUUGUACAUGUUUAUAUUUAAAUUUUGUUUCUUUUGAAACAACCGGACGAAACAUAUUUUAUAUGACAUAAUCUCUAUUUCACAGUUUGAUAAGUGUAUCCAAUGUUUAAAACCGUGGUAUUUGUAUGCCAUAUAAUCCAUUCAAUUCAAUAUACUCGAUCCCGUAGCACGUAAACCCACACCAUAUCGUUCCCAAUACAAAACUCAACCCUAGUUAAGAUAUCUAGCCAAAGAAAAGCUCCGACACCAAUGUCAUCUUUAAAUACAGUUCCAUGUUUCAUACUUUAAUAACUAUAUACAUCUAAUGUUAGUAAACACAACUCUCCCUGUACAAAAACCUGCUAACUAAAAACUAAGGAUAACAUUAGUCAGAGGUCGGAGCUCAUUAGCAGCUCUGACUAUACAUUGAGUAACACGUUUUAUGAAUAAUACCAAAGAUUCUUAAUAUUACAAAACGGAUGAACACAAACAUUCAUAGCGAUUAAAGUUAAUUCACUGUAGUCAAUGCAAUUUGUUGGCUUUUACUUUGUGUAAUGCGUCAUGCCCAUUAACACAUUUGUACGUUUUCCUACGUUUUGAGCUAUAUAUGUAACUAUUUUGCACAUAUUCUUGCUGACAUAUAAUCAUAUGCAUCUGCAAAUUAACAAAAAGGUGAUGGAAAUAAUUCCUAAACAAAAUACGGCUUAUG